Molecule: messenger RNA, 1549 nt
Organism: Cuscuta campestris
Lineage: Eukaryota; Viridiplantae; Streptophyta; Magnoliopsida; Solanales; Convolvulaceae
Source: the annotation of a GenBank genome assembly
CUAUAGUGGCAAAGAGUUGCCAAUUCUCAUUUCCGCUGGGAUCCGUUUAGGCCGUAGAAUCAGGGAGGCAAUUCCGCAAACACCUUACUCGCUAUUCGUUUCUGAAUCUUGCCGCCGGUCGAUGGACUCAUCUCUGUGGAUCCGGCAAUUACUGGACUCCGAUCAACGGUUAUUCCGCCAUUGCAUCAACCUUCUCCUCCUCAGCUCUCUCCCGAUCUACAUCUCCUGCCGCUUCAUCACCGCCCCUUUCGGAAAACACGUCCGCCCCGGGUGGGGCCCGACCCUCCCGGCACCUUUGGCCUGGUUUCUCAUGGAGAGCCCCACGCUCUGGCUCACCCUCCUCCUCUUCCCUCUCGGCAAGAACCACUCAGACCCGAUCGCCCGAAUCCUCAUUUCUCCCUACCUGAUCCACUACGCCAAUCGCACUUUACUCUACCCGAUCCGGAUCCAUCUCGCCUCCGCCCGCCUGAAACGGCCCGCCGCUAGGUUUCCGGCGAGCGUUGCAGCGAUGGCGUUCGCUUUCAACGUCGUGAACGCUUACCUGCAGACCAGAUGGAUCUCCCACUACGCCGAUCACGCCGGCGGCGCGCUGUUCUGGUGCCGAUUCGGCGCCGGAUCGGCCGUUUUCAUAGCCGGAAUGGCGGCGAAUUGCUGGGCGGACAGAGUGCUGCUUCGCCUGAAAAGCGAGGGCGGCGGGUAUAAGAUUCCGAGAGGAGGGCUCUUCGAGUGUGUGAGCUGCCCGAAUUACAUGGGCGAGAUUUUGGAGUGGUUUGGAUGGGGGGUUGUGAUGAAUUGGUCUUCUGCGGCGGGCUUCGCCUUCUUCUUGUCCACCAUUGCCAACCUAGCUCCCAGAGCUUAUUCCCAUCACAAAUGGUACUUGGAGAAAUUCGGGGAAGAUUACCCCAGAAAAAGGAAAGCUGUGAUUCCAUUUCUGUACUGAAAGUAAGUUCUCAAAAACCCAGUUUCAUUCUCUACUCUGCAAAAUGCACAUUUUCCUGAUGUUAUUGAUCCUCCUUCCGGUCUCUUCAUCUUCAAUUACUCCCUCCGUCCACAUGUAUUUGUUAAUAUUUGAUUUUUGGAACUGUUCAUCUAAGCACUUUGAUUCAUCAAAUUCUCUCAAUGUGAAAAAAUCGGUAACUGAUAGCGUUUUUUCCUGUGAAAACUCGCGCUUAGGGUCGCGCGCUUUUGGAAGAGAUGUGCGACCGCAUCCCAACAACUCCCGCUUCUCAUCCCCUCCGCAUCUAUAAAAUCAUGUUCUUCCAUGGUCGCCAAAAAGCGGAUAGAUUACAAGAUCCAUAGCUAGCAUCUUGCGAAGUGUAGAAAGAUGUAGAUGCCCCUGCACGUGAAAAAGUAGAAGAGAAGCCUGUCGUACCAAAUGCAUGCCCAUGUUUCUUGCCACCAACAACUUCAGACCAUGUCUGUAACUUUGUCAACUUAUCGACUUCAAUAGAUUGGGUUUCAUAUGUCGAGCUUUGAGAUGAAAUCUCUUUGAUCUUCUCUUGAUUUCUUAACAUACUCGUCUGUCGACCAAUAAGCAACAAGUCCUUUU